AUGCCAGGCGAAAAUAUCUUCCUGUUCGUGCCAAACCUCAUCGGUUACGCCCGGAUCGUCUUCGCCAUUAUUUCAUUCUACUUCAUGCCCUGCUGCCCCCUCACGGCCUCGUCCUUUUACCUGCUCAGCGGACUUCUGGACGCUUUCGAUGGACACGCGGCUCGAGCCCUUAAUCAAGGGACCCGGUUUGGGGCCAUGCUGGACAUGCUGACGGAUCGCUGCUCCACCAUGUGUCUGCUGGUCAACCUGGCCCUGCUGUACCCUCGAGCCACCCUCCUCUUUCAGCUCAGCAUGAGCCUGGACGUGGCCAGCCACUGGCUGCACCUCCACAGUUCUGUGGUCCGAGGCAGUGAGAGUCACAAAAUGAUCGACCUGUCUGGGAAUCCAGUGCUUCGGAUCUACUAUACCUCCAGGCCUGCUCUGUUCGUCCUCUGUGCUGGAAAUGAGCUUUUCUACUGCCUCCUCUAUCUGUUCCACUUCUCCGAGGGACCACUAGUUGGCUCCGUGGGUCUAUUCCGAAUGGGCCUCUGGGUCACCGCCCCCAUUGCCUUGCUCAAGUCCCUCAUCAGUGUCAUCCACUUGAUCACAGCCGCUCACAACAUCGCUGCCCUGGACGCAGCAGACCGUGCCAAGAUGAAGUGAUCCUGGAACUUCCAGUCCCCCAGCGCCCACCUGCCCUGGGAGUCUCACACUGCCACAUGGCUCCCCUUCCCCUCCUCGGAGGUCCCAGGCUCACUUCUUCCUGACGUGCUGUCCAACCCACUGGGAUGG
Orycteropus afer afer is the source of this 771-nucleotide messenger RNA. It is a transcript of the gene CDIPT, whose product is annotated as CDP-diacylglycerol--inositol 3-phosphatidyltransferase. The record is from RefSeq and is a predicted model, not a curated record. Gene Ontology annotation, molecular function: CDP-diacylglycerol-inositol 3-phosphatidyltransferase activity. Gene Ontology annotation, biological process: phosphatidylinositol biosynthetic process. Gene Ontology annotation, cellular component: membrane; Golgi apparatus. NCBI's taxonomy places the organism in Eukaryota, Metazoa, Chordata, Mammalia, Tubulidentata, Orycteropodidae.